This is a messenger RNA of Tachysurus vachellii, 1343 nucleotides long. RefSeq names its product hydroxysteroid (11-beta) dehydrogenase 1-like a (gene hsd11b1la). Bases 73 to 939 code for a protein of 288 amino acids. Lineage: Eukaryota; Metazoa; Chordata; Actinopteri; Siluriformes; Bagridae. Gene Ontology annotation, molecular function: oxidoreductase activity. The record is from RefSeq and is a predicted model, not a curated record. Gene Ontology annotation, cellular component: intracellular membrane-bounded organelle. The transcript has 6 exons.
CAGGUUACACUUUGACCUGAGGGCAGAAAGUACACUCAGAGUUUAUUCUGCUCUGAUCACAGCUUCUUCACAAUGAAGUUUCCCGUGAAACUCUUUUUAUUCGGGAGUCUGUGCGCAGCUUUAAUUGCGCUUCAAUUGAGCGGCCCCACAUUUAGUGAAGAGUCUCUGAAAGGCAUGAGAGUGCUGGUGACUGGUGCGAGCACUGGCAUCGGAGAGCAGCUGGCAUAUCAUUACGCCCGCAUGGGUGCUCAGAUCGUCAUCACAGCAAGAAGAGAACAUGUAUUAAAAGAGGUUGUAAAGAAGUGUCUGGAUCUGGGAGCUCAGAAAGCCCUGUAUGUUGCAGCAGACAUGGCUGAAAUGGCUGAUGCAGAAAGGGUAGUGGCCUUUGCUGAAGAGCAGCUUCACGGGCUGGACUACAUAGUACUUAACCAUAUCGGAUCGAGUCAGUAUGGGAUGUGGGAUGGUGAUGUGGCUCAUGUUCAAUGGCUCAUGCAGGUGAAUUUCCACAGUUAUGUGAAAAUGGCUGUGAAAGCUUUACCUGCCUUAGAGAAGACUAAUGGAUCAAUAAUUGUUGUCUCUUCCUUGCAAGGUAAAAUGUGUUUGCCUUAUGCUCUGCCGUACUCUGCUACCAAAUUUGCCCUGAAUGGCUUCUUCGGCAGUCUCCAGCAUGAGCUAUAUAUGAAGCAAAGCAACGUAUCUGUCACUGUCUGCACCCUGGGCCUCAUUGACACGGAGACAGCUAUGGAGAAAAUCAAAGGCUACAUCGACAUGCCUGCCUACCCUGCCCAUGAGGCUGCAUAUCAGAUCAUCAAGGCUGGAGCACUUCGUGAGAAUGAGGCCUUCUAUCCCUGGUACACUUUCUACGCCUCAUUUUUCAGAGACUGGUUCCCUUCAUAUAGAGACCAGGUCAUUAGGAAAUUUUACAAGUACAAGCCAUAAUAAGGUGAUGACCACUGGUCACUUAGACAUCAUAGAGUGUUCAUUUUUAAGCUCUGGAUAAAUAUGAAAGAACAGUGGUAUAGUACAAUGUGAAGGGAAAAUGAUGUUUAUUGAGAGAAAUAUUUGUGAGAAGUAUCUGUGCUUUUAUACCAGCUGUUUUAUACCAGCUAAAACACCUCAGUAUGUGCUUUUAUACCAGCUUGUAACUUGCAUGCCGCCUCACUCCAUCCCACUGCUGAUUAUUUUCCUACAACAGUCCAGUCAUGUAAUUAAGUACAACAUGAAGGAAAUCUUAAAUGGACUUUUAAAGUAUUUGAGCUCUUUGUAUCCACCACUUAUAUGAGUUGAAAUGGAUGUCUUUUCUAAUUAAAAUUUGCUUUAAAUUAAAAUUAGAACUUGCUGUA